AAAUAUUCAAUAUGGCGUUAUCUGUGUUGUCAUAAGCGUUAAGUGGUCGUGUCAAAGUGAAUUUUUGUUUUUAUUAGUGAAAAGUGUGAAAAUUGUUGUCUUUAUGAUCAUCCGUGUGAACGUCGGAUCAGAAUGAUUCAUCGCUAUCUUUUCGUAAACACGAAUAGAAUCCUACGAUGACGGUGUCAACUUCAUCCGCAGAUAUUAUUUUAGUCAAAAUUUUAAUUUGUUCGUUUUUCAACCGCCUUCGGUGAAGGAAAACUGAUGUGAUUGUCGCUGCUCGCCAUUUCGCAAGAAUGGACGAGUUCGAUGGUGCUGGAAGAGUCAUAAGAGCCAGAUCUUUGAAGAGGGGGAAGGAUGAGAAAAGUAUUAAUAAUAGGAUCAAAUUAGAGAGGGUACUAGGAGUAACAGUUUCAAGCAACGCAGCUUUAACAUGUGAUAAUAACGGACUAAUCGCCUAUCCAGCAGGAUGCACGGUAGUCCUUUUCAACACUAGAACAGAACAACAAAGUCAUAUUAUUAAUACGAGUAGGAAAACUAUCACAUCACUUGCCUUUUCUUCAUGUGGGCGAUAUAUUGUAACAGGAGAAUGCGGGCACCAACCGGCAGUAAGGAUAUGGGAUCUACAGUCAGAUCCGCAGUCAGGUCAACCGGGUUUAGCUCCGCAGCCUCAGCAGGUCGCGGAGUUCCUGGUGCACAAGUUCGGAAUCAACUGUGUGGCAUUCUCACCUACUGGCAAAUAUGUGGUCAGUAUAGGUACCCAACAUGACAUGAUCGUCAACGUAUGGGAUUGGAAGAGCAACAUCAAAGUAGCCAGCAACAAAGUCAGCACGAAGGUGAAGGCGAUAGCUUUCGCUGAGAACGGCAGCUACUUUGUGACUGUCGGCAACAGGCAUGUCAAGUUUUGGUACCUGGAACAUGGAAGUGCAAAGUACAAGGACACAGUCCCUCUGAUGGGUCGAUCAGCCAUAUUGGGUGAUCAAAGGAAUAAUUAUUUCUGUGAUGUAGCUUGCGGCAAGGGAGACAGUGCGGAUAGUACGUACGUCAUCACUAGAUCGGGACUCUUAUGUGAAUUCAACAAUAGGAGACUGUUAGACAAAUGGGUAGAAUUAAGGACUACAAGUGCCAACUGUAUAACCGUAGGUGAAAAAUAUAUUUUUGUGGGAUGCGCCGAGGGAAUUGUACGAUGUUUUGAUCCUUCCACACUUAGAUUCGUUACAACGCUACCUAGAAAUCACUACUUAGGCGUAGAUGUCACGCUUGGUACCAGCAUACAACACAUGGCUUCUCCACCUCCAGAUGCCAAAUAUCCUGAUACAGUAGCGAUAACAUACGAUGAGACCAAUCACAAACUGACAUCAGUCUACAACGAUCACUCGAUAUAUGUUUGGGAUGUUUUAAACAUACAAAGGGUGGGCAAAUCGUUUUCAUUCCUUUACCACUCCGCAUGCAUUUGGGGGGUGGAGAUGGCACCCCCUAACAGCCCCUUGCCCCCAGGAAGCUUUUUGACGUGCAGUUCCGACGAUACGAUAAGAGUAUGGACGCUGGACAAACUGAACGAGAACACUUCCAAAGGAAUAUACAAGUCGAAUAUAUACAGCAAUGAGCUGCUGAAAGUUGUAUACGUUGACAAGGAUCUUUCUUACAUCAAGGAUCUAGAUAUUUCUGGAACAACAGAAAAACAAGAGAACUCAUCUUAUGAUGGAAGAAAUGGUGUUAGAUGCAUCACAAUCAGUCCAGAUGGGAAACAUCUGGCAUCUGGCGACCGUUCAGGCAACAUCCGCAUCCACGACUCUGCCAGUCUGCGCGAGCUGUGCAAGAUCGAGGCGCACGACGCCGAAGUGCUGUGUCUGGAGUACUCCGACACCGAAUUGGGUCUGAUGGCGUCCGCUAGUCGAGACCGGUUGGUGCACGUCUUCGACACCAAGCACGGCUACGAGUUCGUGCAGACGCUGGACGACCAUUCCAGCUCUAUAACGGCGGUGCGGUUUCUGCAGCACGGCGGCAACACACAGAUGGUGUCCUGCGGCGCGGACAAGAGCCUCAUCUUCCGGUCGCUCGGUGAAGUAAACGGCAAGCCGCAGUUCAACAGGACGCACAACGCGACAGGCAAGACGACGCUGUACGACAUGGAGGUGGACGCUGGCCAGAAGCACGUGCUGACCGCCUGUCAGGACAGGAACGUGCGCGUGUACAGCGUGAAUACGGGGAAGCACACGAAGAGUUUCAAGGGAAGUACGGGAGACGACGGCACGUUGAUCAAGGUGGUCCUCGACCGGUCUGGCAUCUACCUGGCCACCUCCUGCACCGACAAAUCGCUCUCCGUCUACGACUACUACUCGGGCGAGUGCAUGGCCACCGUCUGCGGCCACUCCGAACUGGCCACCGGCCUGCGCUUCACCAACGACUGCCGCCGCCUGGUGUCCGCCUCUGGGGACGGAUGCGUGUUCGUGUGGCGCGUGCCGCACGACAUGGCCGUCACGAUGCACGCCAGGUUGAGCCAGCAGGCGAUGCGCCAGGGAAGGAAAGUGGACCAGGAGGUGUUCGGAGAUGGGGGGACGUUCGAGUUCGAGAGUGAUGUCGGCCUUGACGCGAAUUAUAGGUUUAGUAUAGGACAACUUCCGCAAUGGGCCAAAAAGCAGUUCACCGAAGAUGCUAGUCAACCGUCCAGUCUCAGCAAAGGAGUGGCCAUUCCUAAGGGAAGAUGGGCGCAAAGAGCCGAAAAUGCUAUGGGAGUCAAAUCGUUUUAUUCCAAUGGCAACAAUCCUCAUCCAUUUCCUCCGUUAGAUAAGAGAUUCGAUUCGGAUGGUGGCUCAAAAGACAGCUCUCUCGACAGCGGCACCGAAAUAAAGACCUAUUCGGAAACACGCACGGAAGUGACGACGGUGACGAAGCUGAGCUCGAGGUCGGAGAGCAGGAGGGGCGUAAUGACAGAUGACAGCGCCAUCGGGGACGCCGAGUCGACGGCGCACGACGGCGACAUCGAUUCGGAUAACGAGUACCGGCACCGGGCUAUUUAUUAUCCGUCGCAGUCGGCCGCGCAAAGUGGCAGUGAGUAUACCGUGACAAAUAUAGAUGCUGAUGAGUUAAGAAAAUCUCAACGGAAGAAGAAGACACCUCAAAUUCUUAUACAACCUACUUCUUCGACCUAUGGUAGCAAUGACUCUGAUGAUGACGAUGAUGAGGCUUCUACACCUAGUGGAGAGAACACGGAUAGAAACCCAUUGUCUUUGUUCUCUCUAAGUUCGGAAUCUCUUGAUCAGCUCGUUACCCGAGAACGUUAUCUUCAGUCGACGUUUGAGAGCAUGUCAGGGGUGGAAAAUGAAGUACACACACCAUCGAACAAAUCAUCAAUCUCGUCCAAAUUCCUCACAAAAUCCGGCGAGAGAAAUCAAGAAGCCAUAAAUGCUGUAAAACAAACUAAGAACGAUCCAGAUGCCAUCAGAAAGAGGCAAGAGUUGAAUAAAAGAGUAGCAGAUGCCAGAAAACGAUUAGAAAGUGUCGGUCAUUCGAGCCCGCUCAAAUACAGCCAAUCGAUCCACGACCUCUCCCACAUCCCCGAACGGGACAGAUGGUCGAAAAAACAAGUUUAUUUGGAUGAAAGCUCCCCUGAUAGCAGUUUGCGUAGAUCGUGCAGCUUGAGUGAUUUGAGUGUGCAAAUGCCUGUCGUGCCAAAGAGAAAAAUCGAUCAAGUUUCAGGAAAGAAAAAUACCGGGCCAGUUGCUCGAAAUGCCUCGAGGUAUACGAAAAACAAUUCCAUAACGCGCAGCAGGUCUAGCGGCGUUUUGAAUCAAUCGGAUUCAGAUCAGGAGACGCAGGACAAGAAAGUGUCCAGAUUGAUGCGACCUACAAUAAGUUCGCACAAUAAAAUCAACAACAAAUCCUUGCAGAACCGGAAGAAACACUCCUAUUCUACAAGUAAUCUGAAUACUGUUGGUACAACAGAUAACAUAUCAACUUCAGAUGAAGAAACACCUACUGCCCCUCCCAGAACCAAGCAACUGAGUUUUGAUAAUAGUCCACCAACAGUAACACCUAGAAGGCAUUUGAACAAUAAAGAAAAAAAUAGAGCUUUCAGGCACACUAUUCAUUUUGAUGACACUAUAACAAACGAAGACUUGGAUUCGAAUGAUAGUUUCUCGUCUAUGGAAAUAUCGAAUCAACUGUGCGAUGACCUCAUAGACCAACUGACAGGGACGGCAGAGAACGUAGUGAAGCUGUACGACAGGCUGAACGAAGGAGAAGAAAGCAACGAAUCUCACAUGGAGAAAAUCGACAAGGUCAAGAUGUCGAUGAUCCGCACCCACAAAAUACUCCACGACUGCAUUUUCAAGGAUUUGAAGCAGAACAACGGCAGUAUCGAUGUUAACCAAACGGACACCGUCAAAAAACUCAACGACUUGGUGUUGAAGGGGGCCAACGGGCCCAACGCUGUAAUUAACAUCAUGGAGCAGUAUUCCGACAUUUUGUUGGAUAUGGUUCAACAAAAAAUACAUAGUGCAAAUAUUUGAUAUCCGUUGAGCGUCAAUUUCGAGUUGAUUUGUUAACCUGUGAUUUUUUUUAUUAUUUUAUGUAUAUUUUUUAUUUGAAGUUUUAUUACGUAAUUUUAAGACAUUUUUCAGCAAGAAAUCAAAUAACCAUGUCUUUCGGUAUGGACGCAAUUUUAGAUCAAUCAUAACAAUGGGGAAGUUUCCGUGGAUGACUUUUCAUCAAAUCAAUUUCACACUGGAUAGGAUUAUGCUCCUGCAAUCUAUAAUUACAAUUAU
Phaedon cochleariae (mustard beetle) is the source of this 4766-nucleotide messenger RNA. The record is from the annotation of a GenBank genome assembly. NCBI's taxonomy places the organism in Eukaryota, Metazoa, Arthropoda, Insecta, Coleoptera, Chrysomelidae.